Messenger RNA from Corythoichthys intestinalis (scribbled pipefish), 4678 nucleotides. It is a transcript of the gene mocs1, whose product is annotated as molybdenum cofactor synthesis 1. The coding region runs from base 65 to 2182 and encodes 705 amino acids. Lineage: Eukaryota; Metazoa; Chordata; Actinopteri; Syngnathiformes; Syngnathidae. Gene Ontology annotation, molecular function: metal ion binding; GTP 3',8'-cyclase activity; cyclic pyranopterin monophosphate synthase activity. Gene Ontology annotation, biological process: Mo-molybdopterin cofactor biosynthetic process. The record is from RefSeq and is a predicted model, not a curated record. The transcript has 11 exons.
CUCUCCUACCUCAGUACACUCGAGUUCUGUCAACACAUGGAAACUGCAGAAGAUCAACAGAACCAUGGCUUCCAACCUGAGCUGUGGCUUCCAUGACAUACACGAGAGUGUGCGACGUGUCAGAAAAGUCUUGAUUCAGUGCGUAAGAGGAGCCAGUCGGAGAAGUUUCCCUAGUGCGACUCACAAGAACGAUUUUGCACUUGGGGAUUCCACUUUAGCAUUCCCCGAAUCUGGGAAAACCUUGACAAAACAGGAGGAGCUAAGAGACCACAACAUUCCCUUUUCGUCGUUCUUGACGGACAACUUUGGCCGGAGACACAAUUACUUACGCAUCUCCUUGACUGAGAAAUGCAACCUGCGCUGCCAGUACUGCAUGCCAGAGGAGGGCGUCAAGCUUACACCAAGAGGCCAGCUUCUGGGUACGACUGAAAUACUGACCCUAGCCCGCCUCUUUGUCAAAGAGGGCGUAGAGAAGAUUCGUCUCACUGGAGGAGAGCCGCUCAUCAGACCUGAUGUGCUGGACAUCAUCGCUGAAUUGAGGAAGUUGGAGGGUCUGAAGACUAUUGCGGUGACAACAAAUGGCAUAAACCUGGCCAGACUACUGCCCCUGCUGAAAGAUGCGGGCCUCGACCUGAUCAACAUUAGUUUGGACUCACUAGUCCCUGCUAAAUUUGAGUUCAUUGUGAGGCGAAAAGGGUUCCACAAGGUUAUGGAAGGCAUUGAUAAGGCUAUUGAAAUGGGAUACAAUCCAGUCAAGGUCAACUGUGUGGUCAUGCGAGGCCUCAACGAAGACGAACUGCUUGAUUUCGUAGCUCUGACAGAGAAGAAGCCUCUGGAAGUGCGCUUCAUCGAAUACAUGCCAUUUGAUGGCAACAAAUGGAACUUCAAGAAGAUGGUGAGCUACCAGGAGAUGUUGGAUCACAUUAAACAGCAGUGGCCUGACCUGGAAAUGCUUCAAACUGGAAAGUCGGACACAGCCAAGACAUUCAAAGUGCCAGGCUUCAAAGGGCAGGUGGGCUUCAUCACCUCCAUGUCUGAGCAUUUCUGCGGCUCAUGUAACCGCUUACGCAUCACUGCAGACGGCAACCUCAAGGUGUGUUUAUUCGGCAACUCUGAAGUAUCCUUACGAGACAUGUUACGUUCCGGUGCAUCAGAUGAAGAAUUGUUGCAAAUAAUCGGCGCUGCAGUGGGCAGGAAGAAGAAGCAACACGCAGGCAUGUUCAACAUCUCUCAAAUGAAGAACAGACCUAUGAUCCUCAUCGUUCCAGACAGCCAAGCACCUUCAUCAAACGACAUCCUGGAGGGUUUCCACUUUGUCACUAAGGGUGUUAAAGAAGCUCUUAAGUGCCAGUCAGGCGGAGAAGAAGUCCCUAAUAGAGUAAGCCUUAUGUGCCUUCUAGACACAACUGCUUCAGCACUUGCGGGCUGCUGCUCAGCAAAAAUAAUGAGUGGUUUCUCAUAUCUUGAUGGAAGGAUCAAAACACUGCAGCACUUGUCUGACAUAAAAUUUUGUCACACUGUACCUUGGUAUCACACUAACACUGAUAAUCUUAGCUGCUUAACCAGACACUUACAAAUAAAAAUCACAGUAAAAAGUACCCAAUACAGUAUCAGACAAUAUCACAAAAACACCUCUAUCCAAGAACCCCACAUCUCACAGUCUGCAAGUGAGACAAGCAACUCUCACCUGGACGGUACCCCAGAAGCCCAGCUGACGCACACAGACGCCCAAGGCCGAGCACGCAUGGUGGAUGUUGGCGGUAAAGCCCCAACGCGUCGAAUAGCCACGGCCCGUGCAACUGUCCUUUUGGGCCCCGUUGCCUUUGGGCUGCUGCGGAAAAACCAGCUUGCUAAGGGCGACGCCAUGGCCGUGGCUCAGCUGGCCGGUAUCAUGGGGGCUAAACAUACCUCGGCCCUCCUCCCGCUCUGUCAUCCGCUCCCUUUAGACCACGCCUCAGUCACCCUGCAUUUGGAAGAGCAGAACAACGCUGUGGUUGUCACCGCGACCUGUCGCACCACCGGCAAGACAGGUGUCGAGAUGGAGGCUUUGACUGCCGUUUCCGUAGCAGCUCUGAAUGUUUAUGACAUGUGUAAGGCUGUGAGCCAUGACAUUAUCAUUACUGACAUAAAACUACUGAGUAAGACUGGCGGGAAGAAGGACUUUCUACGACCUUCGACCUGAAUCAAUGUCUUGCACGCCAUACUGACAGCGCUUUUCUGAACUGUGUGAUCUUUGAGCUCAUUACCCCAAAAUUUAUUGACUUCCUCCUUUUUAUAGUACAAAUACAGUGGACCCUCAUGAUACGAGCACAAUCUGUUCCACAACCACGCUCAUAACGUGAAUGUACUUACAUCAUGAAUGCAUUUUCUCCAUAAGAAAUAAUCGAAUUCCUGUGCGUUUCAAACUUUUCAUGACUCGUUACCCCUAAAUAAUAAUUCAAGGCAUCAUUUUUUAGGCUAAAUAACCUGAAAAGUAUUUAAAGCAUAAAAUCAAUGUUGUCUAUACAUAAGCACUUACCAGAUUGUAGAACUUGAAUGCUUUUAAUCAUUACAAAGAUCACUAACAUGCACUCACUGGAGAGGACUAGGAUGAGGCAAGAGGUGGGCAGAUGGAUGGAUUCUGUUGACGCAAGAUGCUUGUAUACCCUCUAGCGGAACGCUGAGACACUUGGGGAGACAAAGCAAGAGAGAGCUUGCAUGCCACCUGGCGGGAUGCUGAGGCACUCGGACAUACGCUUGUACAGUGGUACCUAUACUUACGAAAUAAAUUGGUUCUGGAAGUAGUUUCGUGAACUGAAAAAUCUGUAAGUAGGGACGCGUUUUCCAUGUAAAUGCUAAUCCGUUCCAAGCCCCCCAAAAUUCAGACAUACAGUGGGGCAAAUAAGUAUUUAGUCAACCACUAAUUGUGCAAGUUCUCCCACUUGAAAAUAUUAGAGAGGGCUGUAACUGUCAACAUGGUAAACCUCAACCAUGAGCAACAGAAUGUGGAUUAAAAAAACAGAAAAUCACAUUGUUUGAUUUUUAAACAAUGUAUUUGCAAAUCAUGGUGGAAAAUAAGUAUUUGGUCAAUACCAAAAGUUCAUCUCAAUACUUUGUUAUGUACCCUUUGUUGGCAAUAAUGGAGGCAAACGUUGUUUGUAACUCUUCACAAGCUUUUCACACACUGUUGCUGGUAUUUUGGCCCAUUCCUCCAUGCAGAUCUCCUCUAGAACAGUGGUGUUUUGGGGCUGUCGUUGGGCAGCACGGACUUUCAACUCCCUCCACAGAUUUUCUUUGGGUUGAGAUGUGGAGACUGGCUAGGCAACUCCAGGACCUUGAAAUGCUUCUUACGAAGCCACUCAUUUGUUACCCUGGCUGUGUGUUUGGAAUCAUUGUCAUACUGAAAGACCCAGCCAUGUGUUAUCUUCCUAUUGCAGAUUCAGUCUUCCAUACCUGGUGCAGGUCGACAAUUUUGUCUCUGGUGUCCUUCGACAGCUCUUUGGUCUUGGCCAUAGUGGAGUUUGGAGUGUGACUGACUGAGGUUGUGGACAGGUGUCUUUUAUACCGAUAAUGAGUUAAAACAGGUGCCAUGAAUAGAGGUAAUGAGUGGAGCCUCGUUAGACCUCAUUAGAAGAAGUUAGACCCCUUUGACAGCUGGAAAUCUUGCUUGUUUGUAGGUGACCCACUACUUAUUUUCCACUCUAAUUUGGAAAUAAAAUCUUUAAAAAUCAAAUAAUGUGAUUUUCUGUUUUUUUCACAUUCUGUCUCUCAUGGUUGAGGUUUACCCAUUUAGUCAAUUACAGGCCUCUCUAUUCAAGUAGGAGAACUUGCACAAUUGGUGGUUGACUAAAUACUUAUUUGCCCCACUGUAAGUCUUUUAUUAAGCAUGCAAAUGUUUUAAAACAUGUAACAAAUACAUGUUACAAUUAGUGCUGCACAAUGAACAUAAAAUGAGAGUUGUGCAUAAUGUAAAAAAAAAACAACAAUAAAGAAUAAAAGUUAAUACACUCACAUAAAGCUGUCGGAACACCUUAUGUCCUAUUGGGGCGAAUGAAAAGGACGCUAGGAUACACAUAUACACAUACAGUAGAGGUCCGUCUUAGCCAAUUAGAUGCCAUUAAGAUGCUAGGCAAUAGCCAAUGGCAGAGCAGCUCUAAGUAUGUUACGUUCAGUAAACUCUGGGAGCUGCAAGUAGCAGCUCAUACUGUAUUUUUGCCUUUCGUAUCCUGAAAUUUAUUUUGUUAACAAGAGGCAAUAUUUUCCCGUUGAGGCGUGUCGUUGCCUGAAAAUUCUGUAUGUAGAGACGUUCGUAAGUAGAGGUAACACUGUCUAGUGAAAAAUUAUUUGCCUAACAAAACUUAUUUGCUCUCAUGACGAUGCUCGUAUUGUGAAAAACUCGUGAGUUGAUUGUAUCAUGAGUGUCCUCUGUAUAUCCUACAAGUUUGAUAAUACAAUUGGAACCAAAUACAUUACAUCCACCUAAUUACCUUUCUCAAUUUGUAUUGCUACCAGAUACAAGAGUAACAUGUCAGAAUCUUUGUUAUAGCUUUGUAGGAGCUACAAAAUGCUAGGCUUAAUAAAGUUUUCACUUGAACGGGAGCUAUUCUUUCAUCUAUUUCCAUACAAUUUGUUAACCUGAAAAGUGUACCUAUUCUAUAUUAUAAAACCUACAAACUACCUUUAAUGGCUGAAUUGAUAU